UCUUAAUCUCCAGAAACAAAAUUCCAAACUCCUACUUGUCUCUUUCUAUUGUUUUCGUAACUGCAAAACCUCUCAGCACUCUCUCACUGUUCUAUAAAUUUCCCAUUUUUUCACUGAGGAUCUCACUCAAAUUGUUUUCUAUUCCAGUUUUUCUCUCAGAAAAUCAGUUUGCGCUCCAUUUUCUUGCCAGCCAAACGGCAACCAUGUCGACCCAAGCUAAACGUUAUCGCAUAGGCUAUGCACUGGUGCCCAAGAAAGUGCAGAGCUUUAUCCAGCCCUCCCUCAUCAACCUCGCUAGUCGUCACAACAUCGAUCUUAUCGCUAUUGAUCCCUCGAAAUCCCUAAUUGAACAAGGGUCAUUCGACUGCGUCAUCCACAAGCUGUAUAGUUCAGACUGGAAGCUGCAACUGGAGCGGUUCUCUUUGGAAAACCCUAAUGUUCCCAUUAUUGAUUCUCCUGAUUCCAUCGAGAGGCUGCACAACCGGAUUUCUAUGCUCGAAGUAGUUCGUCGGUUAAAUAUUUCUAAGAGAAGCGAAGUCUUGGAUGUGCCUAAACAGGUUGUUGUUUUGGAUUCGGAGAAUUUGAAGGGAAAUGGUGUAAUUGGGGAGCUAAGAUUUCCUAUACUUGCGAAACCUUUAGUGGCUGAUGGAAGUGCAAAAUCGCACGAAAUGUAUCAAAUUUUUGAUAGUGAAGGGUUGAAGAGGCUAGAUGCACCUAUUAUUUUGCAGGAUUUUGUGAACCAUGGUGGGGUAAUUUUCAAAGUCUAUGUUGCUGGUGACUAUGUGCAAUGUGUGAAGAGGAAGUCACUUCCAGAUAUAUCGCAGGAGAAAUUAGCCACAUUGAAGGGUUCUUUACCAUUUUCUCUAAUAUCGAAUUUAACUGUGCCUGAGAAGAAUGAGGGCUUUGAUAUUGUAGUAGAUCUUGAGAAAGUGGAAAUGCCACCAUUGGGAUUUGUGGAGGAGGUAGCCAAGGCAAUGAGGCAGGAAACUGGGCUUAAUUUGUUCAACUUUGAUGUUGUGAGGGAUGCUAAAGAUGGGAAUAGGUAUCUUGUCAUUGAUAUAAACUAUUUUCCAGGCUAUGCCAAGAUGCCAAAUUAUGAGUCUAUUUUGACAAAGUUUUUCUUGGAUCUUGUCCACGACAAGAAGAGCAGAGAAAUGCUUGCUGGAAACAUUGAAGAUGGAGACCAGCAAAGCAAUAUAGGUGGGAAGAAGGGAACCACUGAUUGAGUUUGCUCGAUGAAUAUUGCUUUGGAAGUUUGGACGUGUUCUUGGUUGAAGCAUUCAUCUGCCUUUGGAGGCCUCUUUUCCAUUUAGUGCUUAUUUUGUAUAUCCUGGUAACUGCCGAAUAUAGGUACUUUUUUAAAUACUUGAAGUUUCUGGAAGGACAGAGCUUGAGGAAAAAUCUGUUGCCAUAGUUGCAAACCUUGUGGUUAUGUGCUGAAAUGUUUAGGCCUUUGCUCCAAAUGACCAUUUCUUCCAUAUUUUCUUUUUGCCUUGCUUUCAUAGUUUUUAGCAUUCUUUUGACUUUUUUUUAAUAUCAAUCUUCAUUACUUUUGCUUGUUU
This is a messenger RNA of Manihot esculenta (cassava), 1562 nucleotides long. RefSeq names its product inositol-tetrakisphosphate 1-kinase 1. The transcript has a single exon. Gene Ontology annotation, cellular component: cytoplasm. Lineage: Eukaryota; Viridiplantae; Streptophyta; Magnoliopsida; Malpighiales; Euphorbiaceae. Gene Ontology annotation, biological process: inositol trisphosphate metabolic process. Gene Ontology annotation, molecular function: ATP binding; magnesium ion binding; inositol-3,4,5,6-tetrakisphosphate 1-kinase activity. Bases 204 to 1226 code for a protein of 340 amino acids. The record is from RefSeq and is a predicted model, not a curated record.